AUGUCAAUGUAUCGGGCAGCCAGCUAUGUCAGGCGAAUGUUGGAUCGUUAUGCAUCAUCGUUGACGGGAGCGUCAAAAAUUCAGCUUCAGAAGCCUGAAGGCGAAUCAGGUUUCUUCAGCUACGGCCGAAACCUUUCUCGUGAUCCUAAAACGAUUGCAAGCAAGAAAGUAUUGCAAGGCGAUACACCGACAACCUUUAUGGUGCGUCGGCUUGGUCACGCAUAUGAGGUGUAUCCGUUCAUUUUUCUAGCGACAGCUCUGGUUACAGGAAUGGUAUUGACAGGCUAUUAUAGUUUUACAAAAAUCGAAGUUUGGGUGAAUAAAGCUGGAGGCAGGGCAGCACCAUGGGACUGGGAACGAUCCAGAGACAACUACUGGAAAUAUGGCACCGUUUAUUUUGACCCGGAUGGCCGAACACGCAAGCGUUGUGAGUUGAUGGAGAUGCUUCAGGACGAGAUGUUGGCAGCAGCGAAGAAAAG
Cooperia oncophora is the source of this 479-nucleotide messenger RNA. Lineage: Eukaryota; Metazoa; Nematoda; Chromadorea; Rhabditida; Trichostrongylidae. The record is from the annotation of a GenBank genome assembly.